AUGGCUUUCUCCCGCGAAGCCGGACAUCGUCGCCGUUGCGACCAGCAAGCUUCACAUCGAUAUCUAGAAUAUCCUUAUCUAGAUUAUUCUUGUGAGACAUCUUAUCGGACAAUUCGUCUUCCGAUAUCGUUCUCGAGGUACGAGAUGAUUCUGCCUCCUCAACGAUCGCCAUCUCCAAUGGCGCUGAAUAUCACUGCUUUUAUGAUCAACGAGCUUCGCGCCAUAAUUUACGAUAUCAUUGUGAAACAUUUUAUCGGACAGUUUAUCUUUCGAUAUCGUUCUCGAGGUAAGCACACUCCAAAAUUUGUACGUCAAUGCGCUGACCUUGCAAAGACUACGCGAGGAGAUGGAAUCUGUUGCAUUGCUGGACCAUCAUCGGGGAAUAUGAGGCCCAUGGCCGACGCAAGGCGGACUGGCAAGUAG
Messenger RNA from Purpureocillium lilacinum, 423 nucleotides. The record is from RefSeq and is a predicted model, not a curated record. NCBI's taxonomy places the organism in Eukaryota, Fungi, Ascomycota, Sordariomycetes, Hypocreales, Ophiocordycipitaceae.